Aspergillus neoniger CBS 115656 is the source of this 961-nucleotide messenger RNA. RefSeq names its product putative phosphoglycerate mutase family protein. The transcript is spliced from 3 exons. Gene Ontology annotation, molecular function: catalytic activity. Bases 31 to 558 code for a protein of 175 amino acids. NCBI's taxonomy places the organism in Eukaryota, Fungi, Ascomycota, Eurotiomycetes, Eurotiales, Aspergillaceae. The record is from RefSeq and is a predicted model, not a curated record.
UUGCAUAGUUGAUAGCGAUCAAGUUGUAAAAUGUACAGCACGUUGUCCUUGUCUCUCGGCCUCCUGGCCACGGCAACGCUCGCUCUUGCCGAGCCGACCGUCUACCUAAUUCGCCACGGCGAGAAGCCCAGCAACGGGAGCACCGGCCUCAAUGCUGUGGGUUUUGAGCGGGCCGACUGCUUGAAGACUGUGUUCGGCCCGGAUUCCAGCUAUGACAUUGGAUACAUCAUUGCAGAACAACCCAAGUCAGAUGGAAAACGCGACCGCGCAUACGAAACGGUUCUCCCUUUAGCUGAGGAACUGGGCCUCACUGUCGAUACUUCCUGCUCAAAGAAGGACACCAAGUGUGUCAAGGACUUGGUGAAGGACUACACCGGCAGCGACAACAUCUUGAUCUGCUGGGAGCACAAGGAGUUGACCAAGAUCGCUGAGAAGCUGGGUGACGACGAUGCACCUACCUACCCAGAUGACCGGUUCGAUCUCAUCUGGACUGACCCUUAUCCUUAUACCAACAUCACGGACAUCACGAGCGAGAACUGCCCGGGUCUGGAUAGCUGAAGUAGUAGCCGAAAAAUCAAACCAGGCUCUAGUUAGGGGACACUUGGCCUCGUGUCACGGUAACCGACGGCCGAAUGCCCCUUUUGAGAAACGACGUAAUGCAAAGUCAUUCUGGAUCUGUUCAUGCGAGUGUGGCCUUAGAAGAAUAGCUUUUGGGAAUCUUGUGUUGGGUACCUGAAUUCUAGCAGCUCGUCAUUCAUGACACGAUAUGACAAAGAAGUCCUGCACGGUCUGGACGCAUCCUCAUCAGCCAUCAACAAGAUUUUGUGACCGACUUUUGCCCGGUCGCAAUUCACUCCCAUCCCUUGGAAGUGCAUGUAGGCCACUCGAGAAAGGCGAACUUCCGUGACUUCUCUUCUAGCAGGCCCACAAUCUCGCCACGAACCUGUGGGCGAGCCUUGGU